UGAUUGGUUUCAUGAUCAUGUUGCACAAUUGGAGCAACAAGGAAAUGCAAACAUCACCGAUGAACUUAGACUACUUGCUCGUGGUCCAAUGGAUACAGCAAGGAGAUAUACUGGAUACAUUGUUAAUGGUUUUAGAUUUCACACCAAAGCUCGUGAAAGAUGGUUGAAAACUCAAAAUAGUGGGGUUGUUGUAACAUCUAAGAUGAUGAGUUAUGCAAGUUCAAGGGAUGCACGACCUAUUGAAGGAGAAAUUAACUAUUAUGGGGUUUUAACUGACAUCAUUCAACUAAACUACAGUGGUAGAUUCAAGGUUGUUUUAUUUAAAUGUGAUUGGAUCGAUCCAAAUAGAGCUAAGAAGGUCUUUUAUGUUCAAGAUGAAAAGAAUAAAGAUUGGCUUAUUGUCAAGCAUGCAAAACUUAGGGACAUAUAUGAUAUCGGUGGUGGAUCAUCCUUUGAUAGGGGUCAAGGGAGUGGAGAAGUACAAGAUGAUGACUCACAUGACACUACAAAAUGGGUUCGAAAUGAAGUUGAUGGAGUGGAGCUCACACAAGAAAUGAAAACGGCGCAUGAAGAAGAACAAGCUCUUUAUGAACAUAAUGAGGACCUUUUUUAGAUCUAUUUUAUGAUUUAAUUUCGUGUUAUAGAUGUUGAUUAUAGAACCAAGUUUGUUCAUUUUAUUUUGUUGAUGUGACUAUGUGGGUAUGAAGUUUAAUUUGUGUGUUUGAAUUUUAUUAUAUUUUGAUUAUCUUGGUUAAUGCAUGUCCUUUAAGAGCAUAUAAAGGUAAAUUACUUAUUUUCCUUUAACUAAGAUUUAUUUGAGGCAUUUUUUUAUGAGGAAAUUAAUUUAUCUGUUA
Molecule: messenger RNA, 854 nt
Organism: Dioscorea cayenensis subsp. rotundata (Guinea yam)
Lineage: Eukaryota; Viridiplantae; Streptophyta; Magnoliopsida; Dioscoreales; Dioscoreaceae
Exons: 3
Coding region: 89-613 (174 amino acids)
Source: RefSeq, a predicted model, not a curated record